Triticum aestivum (bread wheat) is the source of this 693-nucleotide messenger RNA. RefSeq lists its product as uncharacterized. The transcript has a single exon. Lineage: Eukaryota; Viridiplantae; Streptophyta; Magnoliopsida; Poales; Poaceae. Bases 77 to 448 code for a protein of 123 amino acids. The record is from RefSeq and is a predicted model, not a curated record.
CUCUACCCACACCAUUACCACGCCUCGCACAAUUGUCGCCAGGCGAGACAAGGACAACUAGCAAGAGAGCAAGGCGAUGUCAAUGGCGGACGAGCAAUACGACGCUGGGCCGCGCGGGGCGCCGCAUGGGCUGCUGUUGGCGGUGGUGGUGGGGCUGCUGGUUGGGUGGCCGCUUUUCCUAAGUGACGGCGCUGAGGCGGUCACCGAUGCCAUCGCCGAGCUGCUCGGCCCCGUGGGCCUGCUCCUCCUCCCGGUGGGGCUCCUCCUCCUCAUCCACCUCCUCUCCUGCGACCGCUCCCCCGACGUGUUCGAGUUUGGCGGCUCGCCCGACGCCGUGCACCACGUCGGGGGAUCCCCCGUCGGCGUGGCGCUGAUGCUGGUCCUCAUCCUUGCCCUCCUCUACUACCGGUCCGCGCUCUUCGGUGGCGGCGGAGGCGACGACGAGUAGGCGCCUAGGCGCUCGCCAGUAGGUACUAGGUAGAGCCUGAUCUCGGUGUGGCUGGUUGGUUGUUCAGACUUACGAGUAGGCACUCCAGCAGGCAGCAGUAAAUAAAAAAAGUGAGAGCUUUGCGUCUAAUCUGUUCCAAGUGUUGCAUUCCAAUCUUGGUCCAACUGGCAAGGACAAACAAAAAGUUGGAACUGAAUUUGACCUGAUUUGUGCCUUUUGAACCGAUAGUGAGACGCUAGCUCCAA